This is a messenger RNA of Dovyalis caffra, 345 nucleotides long. NCBI's taxonomy places the organism in Eukaryota, Viridiplantae, Streptophyta, Magnoliopsida, Malpighiales, Salicaceae. The record is from the annotation of a GenBank genome assembly.
AUGCUUUCAUUGAAAGGUAGAACCAGAAGAAAGAAGGCUUGUGGUUUUUUUGAAGGAAUUGAGAAAAGAAUUGUUAAUGAAGAUUAUGAUGCUGAUACAGAAGAAGAAGAUGAUAAAGAUGUAAAAAAAUAUGGGUAUUGUAAGGGUUUUGAUUCUUCUACAAGGGGUUUAGCUAUUGAUGAAAUGAGAAGGAUAUUUUAUGCUUACAAGGAUCAAUCAACAACAAAUGGUUCAUAUGAAGUCAAGUUGUUUCAGUGUUUUCGUGAUUCUGCUAUGUGCAUCUGUGGUAGCGAGCUUGGAAUACAGGGGAAGGACAGAGGAAGUGUUUCUGAGGAAAUUAGUUGA